Phlebotomus papatasi is the source of this 1850-nucleotide messenger RNA. RefSeq lists its product as uncharacterized. The transcript is spliced from 7 exons. The record is from RefSeq and is a predicted model, not a curated record. NCBI's taxonomy places the organism in Eukaryota, Metazoa, Arthropoda, Insecta, Diptera, Psychodidae. Gene Ontology annotation, molecular function: oxidoreductase activity, acting on the CH-OH group of donors, NAD or NADP as acceptor. Gene Ontology annotation, cellular component: lipid droplet. Bases 1 to 888 code for a protein of 295 amino acids.
AUGGAGGAUAUUGGAAAAAUUGGUAAUAUUGGCGUUAGUGUGGAGUUUUGGGCGGGUAGCAUAUUACUUCACUGUGGCAAGCUGGCCCUUGUGACAGGAGCUGGGAAUGGUUAUGGCCGAUCCCUGGGUAUCAUGUUGGCUGCUGAGGGCUGUCAUGUUGCUGUUGUGGAUAUCGAUGGUGAUGCUGCAGAGGCAACAGCAGCACAACUGCGUUCCAUGGAUGUAAAAUCUGUGGCCUAUAAGGUGGAUGUGAGCGAUAGUGCACAAGUGGGAAAGUUGCACGAAGAGGUGGUCAAUGAUCUGGGUGUUGUGGACAUUUUAAUCAAUAACGCCGCUAUAUUGCCUUUGAUGUCAUUUCGUGAAGGUACUCCGAGUGAUAUUGAGAGAAUCAUCAAAGUAAAUUUGCUGUCACACUUUUGGACAACAAGAGAAUUUCUUAAAGACAUGAUUAAGCAGAAACGUGGUCACAUAGUGGGAAUUUGUUCAGGAUUUGGCCUCUAUCCUGGAGGUAGAUCUGUAGCGUAUUCCGCAUCAAAAUUUGGCGUUCGCGGUUUUAUGGCAAGUCUCAAUGAAGAACUCCUCUACAAUGGCCAGAGUGAUUUUAUAAAGACAACCACCGUCUUCCCUCUCUUAAUAGCAACUAGAAAAGAAGUUUCUGAUUUGUAUGAAAAACUCAAAAUGGCUGAUAAAAUGCUAUGCUUAACACCAAACUAUGCAGCUUAUCAGACAAUAAGAGCAAUUAAAAAUGGGGCUGAGUUAAUAAGUUUACCUAAAGGUUUGGUGACGUAUAUGACAUUUGCUUCAAUAUUGCCAACAUCAAUCAGAGAGAAGAUAGUGUUUGGAUUUAUGGAAGGUAAAAUCCCACAGAUUCAUCCCAAACAUUGUUGAAAGUUGUGUUCAAUUAGCAUUAGAAAUAUUUUAUUGUAUGGAAUUGGUGUGUUUUUAAUAAUCUGAAAAAUGUGAUAGGAUCAAUUAAAAUUUUUAUUAGGUGUUUUUUAUUAUACGUAUUUUUUUUGUAAAAUGCAACAAAGUUGUUGUAUACAUUGUAUGAAAAUGAAAUUAAAAAUUAAACCGUGAUAAAAUUGAACAGAGGAUAAAUUACGGUUGUUUUACACGGGGCAAUAAAUUUUAACUAUUAAUUAACUCUGCAACAACGUGAAAUUAAAUUCUCAUCGAUGGUAGUAAAAUAUUAUAUUUGCAGAGUUGCAUAAUUUUCAAAUAUUAUUUUUUUUUAAAUUGAUGAACUGCAGUCGGAUAGAAAAAAUAGGAAUUUUAGUAUUCAUUUUUAUUUGUUUUUUUUUCACCAGUAGGUAACGAUAAACAUUUAUUAUUCUACAGUCUAAUGACCAUUGAUUAUUGAGACUAUCUCAUUUGAAUCAUGUUUCUCAAAGUCGCUCUUUUGAAAUAUGUGUGAAAUUUUCUCAUAACUCAUUACUUAGCACCAUUGUUCAAACAUUUAUUUUAAUUUUCGUCAAACGUUUCUUCAAAUGUACUACUAUUGUAGGAUGGAUUAGGCUCUUUUGGACAGAGGCCCGUAUUUUCAUCCAUUGACAGAAUGAUAUUUUUUUUAAUAAAUAAUGAUAUCUUAGUAUUUAUUAAAAUCACAAUGUUUUCAAAGCUGUCUUUUGGGGAUAGUAAAGUAUUAUGCUAGCUACAGAUUUUGCAUUUUUAAAAUAAAUAGAGCAGUAUCUUGUUCAGUUAAGUUUCAAAGAAUGGGAAGAAAUUAAUCUUUUUAAAGCAACUAUUCCUCACACAUAUCAGUAUCCAGAUCUAGGCUAAUUACCCAAAUGAGUCUCUUGUCUUCAAAUGUUUCAAAUUUUUAAACAAUAAUAAAUUGCAGUGAUUUUUCA